Molecule: messenger RNA, 1527 nt
Organism: Sycon ciliatum
Lineage: Eukaryota; Metazoa; Porifera; Calcarea; Leucosolenida; Sycettidae
Product: adenosylhomocysteinase-like
Exons: 9
Coding region: 130-1428 (432 amino acids)
Biological process (GO): L-methionine cycle
Cellular component (GO): cytosol
Molecular function (GO): adenosylhomocysteinase activity
Source: RefSeq, a predicted model, not a curated record
UGGCGUGAUUUUCGCGCAAGCGCAUAAGAAGCCCAAGAAAAUUAUUUUUUGGGUGUCGAUCAAAUCUCUUGCACCUUGUGCUUCUUCCUUUUUCUUCUCCAUUGUGUUGACCUUGAAUUUUUCUUCACCAUGUCCAAGCCCGCAAACAAAGUUGCUGACAUCAGCCUCGCGGCUUAUGGCCGUAGAGAGCUGGAGAUCGCUGAGAAUGAAAUGCCUGGUCUUAUGGAAAUGCGCCGCAAGUUCGGAGAGAGCAAGCCUCUCAAGGGUGCCCGUAUUGCUGGAUGUCUUCACAUGACCAUCCAGACAGGUAUCCUGAUCGAGACUCUCACUGCCUUGGGCGCCGAGGUACAAUGGUGCAGCUGCAACAUCUUCAGCACCCAGGACCAUGCCGCCGCCGCCAUUGCCGUAACUGGCGUGCCCGUGUAUGCCUGGAAGGGAGAGACCGACGAGGAGUACAUGUGGUGCGUUGAGCAGACCAUUGUCUUCCCCGACGGCCAGCCACUCAACAUGAUCUUGGACGAUGGCGGUGACCUCACCAACCUCGUCCACGAGAAGUUCCCCCAAUACGUUGAGGGUAUCUAUGGCUGCUCCGAGGAGACCACCACUGGUGUCCACAACUUGUACAAGAAGUUCAAGGCUGGACUCCUGAAGAUGCCUGCCAUCAACGUCAACGACUCUGUCACCAAGUCCAAGUUUGACAACCUCUACGGAUGCCGUGAGUCUCUUUUGGACGGAAUCAAGCGUGCCACAGACGUCAUGGUUGCUGGCAAGGUCGCCCUUGUUGCUGGAUACGGUGAUGUUGGCAAGGGUUGCGCCCAGUCCCUCCGUGCCUUCGGCGCACGUGUGUUGGUUGCCGAGAUCGACCCCAUCAACGCCCUCCAGGCCGCCAUGGAAGGUUUUGAGGUUACCACCGUUGAGGAUGCCAUCCCCGAGUGCCGCAUCUUCGUGACCGCCACUGGUUGCGCUGAUAUUCUGCGCGUCGAUCACUUCCAGGCCAUGAUGGAGGAUGCCAUUUGCUGCAACAUUGGUCACUUUGACUGCGAACUCGACAUUGCUGGCCUUAACGCCUGUGCUGUUGAGAAGGUCGAGGUCAAACCCCAGGUUGACCGCUACACCAUGCCCAGCGGACGCCACUUGAUUGUGUUGGCUGAGGGCCGUCUUGUCAACCUUGGCUGUGCCACUGGUCACCCCAGCUUUGUCAUGAGCAACAGCUUCACCAACCAGGUUCUUGCCCAGAUUGAGCUCUACACCAAGAAGGAGAAGUAUCCACUUGGCGUGCACAUGCUCCCCAAGGAGCUCGAUGAGGAAGUUGCUCGUCUUCAUUUGAACCAUCUCGGUGUCAAGCUCACCACUUUGACUGAUAAGCAGUCGGAGUACCUUGGAGUUCCAGUGAGCGGACCCUUCAAGCCCGACCACUACAAGUACUAGUUUAUUCUUCUUAUAAUUAUUUUUCUUUCCCAUCCUUUCAUAAAUUAGCCAUAAAAAUUCCAACAAAACUAUGAAUAGAAUCAUCAUUUUCUAGACCAA